Alternaria alternata is the source of this 1671-nucleotide messenger RNA. RefSeq lists its product as hypothetical. The transcript is spliced from 2 exons. NCBI's taxonomy places the organism in Eukaryota, Fungi, Ascomycota, Dothideomycetes, Pleosporales, Pleosporaceae. The record is from RefSeq and is a predicted model, not a curated record. The coding region runs from base 103 to 1581 and encodes 492 amino acids.
GGUGGUAUGCAAACGCCAACACACAUUGCACAAUCAGGAAGAAUCUACUUAUUAUACGAUCUGUAACGCCUUCUCAACUGACCAAUUCAGUUUUCAGAAGUUAUGAAGACAUUCGCUGAUCUACCCACCGAGAUGGUCGUAAACGUGUUCAAAUUCGUACGCCAGAGACCCGACCAAGGCGCCGUCUGUCUGGUUAGUCGCUUAUGGAGAAAGAUCAUGGCACCUGUGAUGUGGGAAAAGCUCGAAACCAACUUGAGAGAGUCUGGUAGCCGCUCUUUGGGAACGUUACUGAAAGCGGAUUCCAAUAUCUUGCCCCACGUACGAGAACUGAAGAUAUGCAGCGUGACGUUUGGGCACGACAUGGAAGAUCGUCUGAAGCUGUUGAUAGCAGCGCUUCCACGCGACAAACUUCGUACGAUUCAUUGCACCUACUACAUCAAAGACUUGACCUUCCAGCAGUUGUUGCUUUCGCAACGCAAACUCGAAAGUAUUCAAGUCGCUACUUCGUUUACGAAUCUGGACCAGAGAACCGAGUCUCACUUUCUGUCUCACGACUAUUUCUCAUGGACAGCCUCCAUGAUGUCCGAAGUGAAGCAGAUAAAGUUUGACCUCUUUAGGAAGGAGAAUGGACAAGCAAGGAAGACCUUCAAAAUCUUGCGCAAAGCCUUCGAUGCAUGUUCAAAACUAGAAAACCUCAUAUUGAUCGACACAAGGGCGUUUCCAGGCUCACUACAGGAUAUACUUUCCUACGCAACUGGAGGCCAACUAUUCUUCCAACUCACGUCUGUGACCUUACAAGGAUUAGACCUCGUGCCAAAUGGCUCACAGCCAUUCUGUCACAACUUUAACGUCACGAACUUGCAGCAGAUGAAUCUUACGUCAUGCGACGAUGUUAUUCCAUUUUUGGACAGCCUGACCAGGUCUUACUCUGAGAUGUCUGGGGCGCUGAAGGUGCUGUCAAUCCAGCUGCGAGAAGACGAUCCUACGCCAGUGGAAACUGCAAGCUCUGUUGAGGGAUUUCUCAAAGCUUGUCCCAAACUUAAGGACCUCUCUCUAGUGCUUGCCAGAUGCCCCCUUGUAGGCAAAGACUGUCUCUUGUCUCACGCGGACACACUGCGUUCGCUUGUCGUUAGCACCGAUCCGCUUGAGCAGCGCGCGUACUCAAAACAUGAUCUAGAACGCAUCUUAAAGGCCUGCAAAAGGCUUAAAUGUCUCGCGAUCAACUUCCCGCCUAUCAGGCUGGGGUCUGUUACCAAGCCACGUCAAGGUCUCCGCUUCGAUGAAAGUGAAGACGGCGCCGAGGGCGUUCUGGCUCAAAUUUCGCGAUACUCUUCGCUCCACACUCUUGGAAUGCUCAACUUGCCUGAGCUCAGAUUCGCCUAUUACCCGAAACCUCCCCGACUUCCCACGAUGACGAAGCAAGCUAUCCUUCAGUCCUACAAUUCAGUCAUGCAGAGCCUUGCUAACCAGGUCUUUUGUUACAUGGCGCAGCACGGCACAUCUCCAAAGGUCUUUCACGUCGAAGCUGACGGUUUUUUUUGGAAGCUCAGCAGACCCGACCGUGAUUUCGUCGUUUUAUAGCUGGUAUCAUUACACCUACAUCAGCAGACAUAUCCAAGACGGAUCUGGCAUUAGUGUGGCAGUGGAAGUGCCAUCGAAAGCUGCGCGCAG